AUAUAAAGAUCAAACGGACGACAUGGCUGCCUCCUGUGUGGUUGCAAGCGAGUUGUUUCAAAACAUAAAACUAAUACCGGUGUUUUUUCCUAAGACUUGUUAUUUAGUUCGUCGAAUUAGCACUUCACAUUUACGAUGCGACAAAGAACAUGAGCAGAGAAGCAGAAGUGCUUCGCAGCAGUUGGUUGGAGUGGUUGGUUUGGAAAUUCACGCCCAGAUUAAGUCCAAGACCAAGCUGUUCUCUGGCUCUCCAGUUUGCUUCUCAGCUCCUCCAAACUCCCUGGUUUCAUUUUUGGAUGCGUCUUUACCUGGCACACUACCUGUCUUAAACAGGUGGUGCGUUGAAGCAGCAGUGAUGACGGGACUGGCUCUUAGCUGUACCAUCAAUAAGAAGUCACUUUUUGACAGGAAGCACUACUUUUAUGCUGACCUUCCUGCUGGAUAUCAGAUCACUCAGCAGCGUCGGCCAAUCGCCGUGGACGGCGGGCUCACUUACAGCUUCCUCAGAAGAAAGAAGAGGAGCCAGGUAAUCCGUAAACACGUGCACAUCAAACAGAUCCAGCUGGAACAGGACAGCGGCAAGAGUCUGCACGAUGACGUGCACAACCAGACGCUCAUUGAUCUUAACAGAGCAGGUGUUGGUCUAAUGGAGCUGGUGAUGGAGCCAGACAUGAACUGUGGAGAGGAGGCCGCGGCAGCUGUCAGAGAGCUUCAGCUCAUCCUGCAAGCCUUGGGUACCUGUCAAGGCAACAUGUCUGAGGGCCAGCUGAGAGUGGAUGCUAAUGUGUCUGUUCACAGACCGGGUGAGCCACUUGGCAUCAGGACUGAGGUGAAGAACAUCAACAGCAUUCGAUAUCUAGCCAGGGCUAUAGAUUACGAGAUCCAGAGACAGAUUGGCAUCGUGCAGAGAGGAGAGACGGUGCAAAAUGAGACCCGGGCAUACGAUUCCAAAUUGGGAGAAACCAUUCCUAUGAGGGACAAAGAGGGUCUUCAGGAUUACAGAUUUAUGCCAGAGCCCAACCUGCCCCCUCUGAUGGUGUACGAAGACAUGGCUUCUCUGCCCUCUGGCGUGGAUCCAUGCCAGGCGGUGGUGGUGCAGAACAUAAAAGAAAGGCUGCCGGAGUUACCCAGCGUCAAAAGAGAGCGGCUGGUACAACAGUACGGCAUCCUGCCUGAGCACAGCUUCAUUCUGGUGAUUGAAGAAGGCUUGAUGGAGUAUUUUGAGGAGGUGAUUAAGGGGACCAAGAGGGAGCCGAGGAACGUGAUUGACUGGGUGGCAAACGAGCUGCUGGGUCAACUCAAACAGCGAGACUUGACCCCGAGCCAGAGUCCCGUCUCUCCUGCUGCCUUGGCUGAGCUGCUGGAGCUGCAGGAAACGGGACGCAUCUCCUCAUCAGUUGCCAAACAGGUGCACCAGGAGAUGUGGAGCUCUCCAGGUAAAACAGCCACCCAGAUCAUUCAGGAGCAGGAUCUGGGGCUCGUUAGUGACAUCGCACAGCUGCACAACAUCUGCCAGGAAGUUAUAGAUUCUCAUCCCGAUGAGGUUCACGCCAUCAGAAGUGGAAACAUGAAGGUUUUGAACAAGCUGAUGGGCCUGGUUCGCAAAGAGACCAAAGGGAGAGCUGAUCCGGUUCUUGUGAUGGAGAUCCUGAAACAGAAGACUUCCUGAUUCAGGAACAAAACAGAAAAAACAGCUACGAUGCUAAUUUUCAGAGGC
This is a messenger RNA of Nematolebias whitei (Rio pearlfish), 1717 nucleotides long. It is a transcript of the gene gatb, whose product is annotated as glutamyl-tRNA(Gln) amidotransferase, subunit B. The transcript is spliced from 13 exons. Gene Ontology annotation, biological process: glutaminyl-tRNAGln biosynthesis via transamidation; mitochondrial translation. Lineage: Eukaryota; Metazoa; Chordata; Actinopteri; Cyprinodontiformes; Rivulidae. The record is from RefSeq and is a predicted model, not a curated record. Gene Ontology annotation, molecular function: glutaminyl-tRNA synthase (glutamine-hydrolyzing) activity. The coding region runs from base 23 to 1669 and encodes 548 amino acids.